AUGUCUUCCUACCGGCAGGCCUGCAACUACGGCAGGUACCCACCCCCCGGCAUGAACGCCUGCAGCCAGCCCUGCGUCACCUCCUGCGGGGACUCCCGUGCCGUGGUCUACCCACCUCCCGUGGUCAUCACCUUCCCAGGCCCCAUCCUCAGCUCCUGCCCUCAGGAGAGCUUCGUGGGCACCUCAGCCCCAUUGGAGAUAGGCAGCUCCUUUGGCUACGGGAGCUCCCUGGAUGCCCAGAGCUCCUUCGGGUCCGGUGGCUCCCUGGGUGGCAGAUACUCCUACCCCUGCUAUUCCCGCAGGUACACGACUUACCAUAGUGGGAGCUGUGGGCCCUGCUAA
Messenger RNA from Cariama cristata (Red-legged seriema), 342 nucleotides. Its product is annotated as scale keratin-like. Gene Ontology annotation, molecular function: structural constituent of cytoskeleton. Gene Ontology annotation, cellular component: intermediate filament. The transcript has a single exon. The record is from RefSeq and is a predicted model, not a curated record. The coding region runs from base 1 to 342 and encodes 113 amino acids. NCBI's taxonomy places the organism in Eukaryota, Metazoa, Chordata, Aves, Cariamiformes, Cariamidae.